CGAACAUGAUUACAGAAGAGCGCUCCUCGGCUGCACGCUGUCGGGUUGUCCUGAAUCCCGACCAGAUGAAACUAAAUAAGCAGGCGUAAAGGGAUAAUAUUCAGAGGGUGGGAAUAAGAAGAUAUCUUUCUUUCUUUUUUUUGAGACCCUUGUGAGAAAAAGCCGUGUGCUCGUUGCAUAGUUGAUUUUAAACUAUUCCUAUAUUGAAAAUAACAUGUAUGUGCACGUUGGAUUAGUUGGUUUCUGCCUGGUCGCCUUUGUCCAACAGCCAGCUCACGCUUCAGGAAGUAAAACCACUCAAGAUGUGGAUGAGUGUGCUGAGGCGCUUGACAACUGCAGCAUCGAUGCCAUCUGCCAGAAUACCCUGAAGUCAUACAAAUGUAUCUGCAAAUCAGGCUAUAAAGGGGACGGCAAGUACUGUGAAGAUUUAGAUGAAUGUGCGACUGAAUACAAUGGGGGCUGUGUCCAUGAUUGCAUCAAUAUCCCAGGAAAUUACAGGUGCACGUGCUACGAUGGCUUCCGCCUGGCUCACGAUGGGCACAACUGUCUAGAUGUGGAUGAGUGUUCGGAAGGCAAUGGUGGAUGCCAGCAGAUUUGUGUCAACAUGAUGGGCAGCUAUGAAUGCCGCUGCAGAGAAGGAUUCUUCCUAAGUGACAACCAGCAUACCUGUAUCCAGAGGCCUAAAGUGCGGUUAGAGGGCACAAAGGAGGGUCCCACCUGCAUGGACAAAAACCACGGCUGUGCACACAUAUGCCGUGAGACACAGAAAGGUGGCAUCUCCUGUGAGUGCAGACCUGGCUUCCAGCUCACCCGUAACAUGAAGGACUGCAAAUUGACGUGUAACUAUGGCAACGGGGGCUGCCAGCACAUCUGUGAGGAGACGGACCAUGGACCCAGAUGUUCGUGUCACAUGAAGUUUGUUCUGCACACCGAUGGAAAGACAUGUGUAGGGGAGAGGAGUGUCCAGUCCCAGGCAGCCCCACAGCUGUUUCCCAAUGAGACCUGUGCAGUGAACAACGGCGGCUGUGACAGCACGUGUCAUGACGCAGUGACAGGGGUCCGCUGCAGCUGCCCUGUUGGCUUCACUCUGCAGCCCGACCGCAAGACCUGCAAAGACAUUGAUGAAUGCCGUCUCAACAAUGGGGGCUGUGACCACGUGUGCCGGAACACCGUGGGCAGCUUCGAGUGCAGCUGCAAGAAGGGCUACAAGCUGUUGACUAAUGAGAGGACCUGUCAAGACAUUGAUGAAUGUUCCUUCGACAGAGCCUGUGACCAUUCUUGCGUCAACUCUGCUGGCAGUUUCCAAUGCCUCUGUCAUAAAGGCUAUGUUCUCUAUGGCCUGGCACAUUGUGGAGAUAUUGAUGAGUGCAGUAUAAACCGAGGGGGCUGUAAAUAUGGCUGUGUCAACACCCAGGGGGGCUACGAAUGUACCUGUCCACCAGGGUACAAGCUGCACUGGAACAAGAAAGAUUGCAUUGAGUUGGUAAAAUGUCCUCCUGGGCUCAUAGCUCCAAAGGCCACCCUGACCUGUAGUAAGACGGGCAAGAAGGAGAGCUGCUCCCUCACCUGUUCCUCUAAAGCACAUUACCUGUCAGAGUCGGAUAACAGUUUCUCAGUAAGCUGUGGUAUCCCUAUCCUCAAAGGGAAGUCAUCUACCAGGCUCAAUGCCAGCAGCAGUCAUAGCUGCAUAGAGACUCUGGCGCCCCCAGUGAAGCAGACAGCCUCUUUUAAGAUCAAAGAUGCCAAGUGUCACCUACACCCUAAGAUGACUGGACGGACAGAGGACAGGGGCCGCACGCUAGGUCCAGGAGGUGGGCAGCCCUGCAGUAACUGCCUGGUGACAUUUGUCAACCUGAAAUGUGACUCCUCCAAGAAAACUAAAGGGCGACGUGCCCGCAACCCUUCUAACAAGGAGGUGACACGCAUCACCUUGGAGCUGGAAGCUGAGGUCAAACCUGGUGACACCACAGGCAGCUGCAAUCUCAGCUGCUUGAGGCAGCGAAUGGAGAAGCAGGUGAAGACGUACAUCAAGGCUCUGAAGAAGUCCAUCAAUCAGGAGCGCUUCCUGAUUCGAGUGGCAGGGCUGGAGUAUGAGGUAGCCCAGAAACUGCCCCAGAGCGCCGUCAGUCAGGACAACUGUGGCCCAGGCCGAGAGAAGGACAGCGGACGAUGUGUCAGAUGCUUGCCUGGGUCUUAUUACCAUGGUGAGCAGGAGCGUUGUGUCCAGUGUCCACCGGGUACAUUUCAGGAAAAGGAGGGGCAGCUGGCCUGCGACCUUUGCCCGGGCAGCGAUGGCCACGGGCCCGCCGGGGCUCGUAACAUCUCGUCAUGUGCAGGCCAAUGUCCCACUGGGUACUUCUCCAAUGAUGGGUUCAAACCCUGCCAGCCCUGCCCGCAGGGGACUUACCAGCCCGACCUGGGACGAACCCUUUGCUUUCCCUGCGGCGGAGGGCUUAGCACCAAGCGGGAAGGUGCCAGCUCCUUCCAUGACUGUGAAGUUAAAGUUCAGUGCUCUCCAGGUCAUUACUAUAACACUACAGUGCACCGGUGCAUCCGGUGCCCACUGGGGACCUACCAGACUGAAUUCAGACAGAACUACUGCAUCUCCUGCCCUGGAAACACUACCACUGAUUUUGAUGGGGCCACCAGCGUCUCCCAGUGCAAAAACAGGGAAUGUGGUGGAGAAAUGGGCGAGUUCACGGGUUACAUUGAGUCGCCCAACUACCCUGGUAAUUAUCCCGCUAAUGUGGAGUGUAUUUGGAACAUCAACCCUCCCAGCAAGCGCAAGAUCCUUAUUGUAGUGCCAGAGAUCUUCCUGCCCUCCGAAGAUGAGUGUGGAGACGUACUGGUCAUGAGGAAGAACUGGUCAGCUACAUCCAUCACCACCUAUGAGACAUGUCAGACAUACGAGCGACCAAUCGCCUUCACCGCCCGCUCCAGACGACUCUGGAUCAACUUCAAGUCUAACGAGGCCAACAGCGCCCGGGGCUUCCAGAUCCCCUACGUCACUUACGAUGAGGACUAUGAACAGCUUGUAGAGGACAUAGUGAGAGAUGGAAGACUCUACGCUUCAGAAAACCAUCAAGAAAUCCUCAAGGAUAAAAAACUGAUCAAGACUCUCUUUGACGUGCUGGCCCACCCAAACAACUACUUUAAGUACACCACUCGAGAGUCCAACGAGAUGCUGCCCCGCUCCUUUAUACGACUCAUAAGCAGCAAAGUCUCCGCUUUCCUGCGACCAUACAAGUAAACGGCCCGGCAGCCUGUGAAUCACCGGAUCAUGCUCCCCUACAGGACACAGCCCCUUACUCUCACAGGACUAAAAAAAAAACAAGAUAAUGUACGUUUUUUCUCCUCUCUUCUUUUCCGCAGGCUUCGACAACAAAUAGUUGGCUAUGCAGACUUCACAAAACUGUUGAGCUUAAAAUCUGUUUUUUUAGGUCUUUCUUGGUUUCCCUUUGAGCGUGGGUCUGCGAUCCCCGUCUUGAACACAGAGUGGGGAUGUUGAGUAUGUAUGUACGCGAGUUUGUGUUUCUGUUGUCCUGUGUGAUGAAACCACAAAAAAGCAAUAGGGACAUCUAUCUUCAGAUGGUAGGAUGGUUAGAAACGGUGUGAAUUUUGUGGUUUAAGCUGGAUUUAGAUAUAACAUUUGUUUGGGUGGUCUGUUCCAGUGCCAACUUAACGUAAGGAUGAUUGUUCAAGUGUUGUGUAAUCUUCAGUGUCUACUAACUGUCCUCAAGGAGGAACAGUGGCUAACUUCCUGUCACAUCUCCAUUCCAGGCCAUUCAACGCCUAUAUUUGAGCUCAUAGAGCAUUUUCCUUUUGGGUAUUACUGUUAAAACAGUUGAUCUAUUUUUUCCUUCUUUCCAGAUUGUACAGGGGUUUUAUCAAUCUUAAUAAUUUUAUUUACUUCAAAUUAACUGAAAGCAAAAAUACACAGCAGUUUUAUCUUUCCAGAAUGCAAACAUUUAAAAAAUAAAAGAAGAGGAUUUAGAAAACUAAUGGGUGAGAUAAAGUGAUGUCGUUGUGGAACAUGCCUCUUAAGAGACAGAAAUGUCUGAGGGACAUAUGUGUGCUGCUUCUUUUAAAAGGUCACUUUAUUUCUUUAAAUCUCAUUUUGUCUUCCUGACAUCUAUACUUAGUAGUCGAUAGGUUUAACAGAGAAUAUGAAAUACAGCUGCCACCGGUGUACGCGACAAACAGAUUAACUCAGUUUCUGUGGACUACCAGUUUUAUGAUGUGCUUAUUUCAAAUCUUGUAAAUAAUGGGGAAAAAAAUAGACGAGGGUUGAGUUCUUUAAUCCUAAUUUGCGUGAGCAGGAUCCCAAAAUCACUUUGUCCUUUAACCUCCCGGCCAUCUCCAACCCAAAGACACCCCAGCACCCCUCCCAGAGCAGCCCAGUCAGGUUUUUGAUUACCUCCCAGUUAAACUAGCUCUUCCAAAGACUGCUCACAGUGUGGGGGGGGGCAAGUUCUUAUUUUGUGCACUAGAUAUAGAAACGUCUCUCAUCCUACCUUCUGCAGUACAAGUGCAAUGAAUUAAAAAUAACUCAAUAUGGUCACGCUCUGUAGUGACCGAUAAACAAAUGCUUGGGAAAUGCAUUUUGGCUUUCAGAGAAUGUAACUGAUGCCCCGCCGCCCCCCACCAACCCCUCAAUUAAGGCUCAACUGUUACAUCAAAAAAUGCAUAUUUAUCACUCACAGUAGGCAGUAAAUUUAUACUAAGGGGGCUUGACGUUUCAAUGUGUUACUGCUCCCUAGUCAGAGAAACAUUGUGAAAGUCUGUCAAUAUGUAGUACGAAAAAAAAUCAAUAUAGAUAUUCUUUGUUGUAAUUUCAGUGUCCAAAACAGGGUAACUAGAUGUGCUAAAAAAAAAAAAAAAGAAAAAAGAAAAAAAAUUUCCAACACAAAUUACCAGGAUCAAAAAGCUAAUCUUAACACCUUUGCAAUCAAAUUGUUACUGACAAUUACAUUGUCAAUGAGCAAAUGACAAUAAAACCCAAUGCUUAUGUAAUGACCACAGAUAUGUGGACUCGCUAGCCCUUGGCUAACGCGUCGGACCCUUUAGUUGACUGGUUAGCGCGGUCACCCGUGGUCUGGGCUAUCCGGGUUCAGUUCCCGGCUGCCCCCUGAAUUCGCUGCAUUGGUGUCAGAAGUGCGAAUGUAGCGAAUUCGGGGGGCAGCCAGGAAUCCGCCACAGCUGGGAGCCAAACCUGGAUAGCUCACACCACGGGCGA
Lampris incognitus (smalleye Pacific opah) is the source of this 5236-nucleotide messenger RNA. It is a transcript of the gene scube3, whose product is annotated as signal peptide, CUB domain, EGF-like 3. Gene Ontology annotation, molecular function: calcium ion binding. Gene Ontology annotation, cellular component: cell surface. NCBI's taxonomy places the organism in Eukaryota, Metazoa, Chordata, Actinopteri, Lampriformes, Lampridae. The record is from RefSeq and is a predicted model, not a curated record. The transcript has 23 exons. The coding region runs from base 215 to 3250 and encodes 1011 amino acids. Gene Ontology annotation, biological process: signal transduction.